UUGUUAAUUUACUAAUUUAUUUUCCCUUUUCCCUUGCAAAAGCUAAGAAAUUAACCAUGGAUAUCAAGCUCGAGGAAGAAUCAAGUAUUAUUUUUUUCUCUUUCCUCUGACCUUCUCUGAUUUUGACCAAUGGCAUCUGGCCAGGUUCUAUUUCACAUUGUAAGGUGUCCAUCAACUGAUCUCAUCUCCUAAAUUUGUUUGGAACAGUGCAAACUUAAAACAAUUCAAAAUAGUCGGAGAGAUUUUUCUUCAUAUGGAAAAAAGGCAAAACAUGGCAGGCCGAGAUUCUACAUAUAGUAAUUAGUGAUCACACAUAUAGAUGGAUACCCUCCAAUGAGAUUUUCAGCUUCUGGCUUAGAAUUUGAUGGCCUGUUUCUUGCAACUUUAAUCACUUUCUUCUCUGAGACCGAGAACCCAACUCCAUUUCAUCACCAUAUAUCUCAGGUAUCAGUUACUUCUAAUUAAUUUCGUCUCUCUAUUUUUCCAGUCUUAACUUUAGAGAGAUGGGGUUCUUUUGUUUCUUUCUAAAUUGAAAUGAUAUAAGCUAGACUGUUCUUGUCUUUUUGAUCAUGCUAGGUCUGACUCAACCAAAAAGAAUCCAUGGAGAGGAACAGUUUUAGUAACAGCUUGAAAGACCAUAGUAUUGGCAAUAAUGCCAUUAAAGAUAGCAGCAACACCCAGAACAACUACAAGCUUAAGGAUUCAUCAUGGAGCAGUAGCAAUCAAGGUUUUGGAGAAGAUUAUCUAGCUGGGUUUUCAUGGCCACCAAGAUCUUACACUUGCAGCUUCUGCAAGAGAGAAUUUAGAUCUGCUCAAGCUCUGGGUGGUCACAUGAAUGUUCACAGGAGAGACAGAGCCAGGUUAAGAGAGUCACCUCCAAGGGAUCAUGGUCAGCCCCCUUUUCUGAACCUUAACCUCAACCAUAACCCUAACCCUAACCCUAAUUUCUCUUCUUCAUCCUUUGUUUCUUCUCCAUUCUCUUCCACAUUACCUUCCCUGCUUGUUUCUCCUCCUCAAUCUUCUGCUUUCCCUUGUGAAAUGAAAAAAUGGCUAGUGAAAGGUACCCUCAUCGAUCCUUUGAGCUCAAAUGGCACGGAUUCGAGCAGCAUAAAGGGUAAAAAAUCAUUUUUUGGAGUCAAAGAAUUCAAAGAUUACGGGUGUAAUAAUAAGUUCCUGAAGAAGAAGACUGAGUAUGUAGAUUUGGACUUGGACUUGGAGAUUGGUCUGGUUAGUGAUUCCAAGGAAGAUUUGGAUUUGGAACUUCGUUUGGGAUACUCUUAA
Molecule: messenger RNA, 1281 nt
Organism: Durio zibethinus
Lineage: Eukaryota; Viridiplantae; Streptophyta; Magnoliopsida; Malvales; Malvaceae
Source: RefSeq, a predicted model, not a curated record